AGAGGUGGCAGAGCAGGCGGUUUCAGGGCACAGUCGUGAUACUAAUGCUAUCCAAGAGGAUGAACUUGAGCAGCAUAUCAUCGGUUUGGAAAACGUCCAAACAAAAGCAGCUCCCGCCCUUGAACGAAACGAAAGCUUGCAAGCGAGCAGUCCCAUGGAUGUUUUCGAGUCUGCAAGCAGCCAGGAAAACUUUUUCAGCGAGGAAAUCUCAUCCAGGUUCAGUGCGUUUUCCGACGAGAACAACACCCCCAAUAAUGAAUUGGAGGUCGAGGAACUUUACUCCAUGCACGAUGGGUACUCGGCAGAUGACGACUCAAUGAGAAAUGGUCAUUCAGAAGCAGCAUCGGAACUACAUUGGACACCUGCGGGGUCUACUGCUCCAAGUGGAGAUGGAAAGCUGGAAAUUCAACAACAGAACGAGGCAGAAAGAGAUCUCAGCAAAGAUGGGAAAGAGUCAGAUGAACGUGAAGGUUCCACGGUGGACGUAAACCAGCAGCUUUUAUCUCGACUUCACGAUUUAAGUGCGCAACAACACGAGGACGAACUGGUACACAGUCUUCCCUCGGAUGGUAAAGCGCAAGGAAACGAAAUCGGCAAUCAUAAGGUGGACUCCGAUGACGACAACGAGGUGGAUCUCGAGCAAGACGUGGAAGAGCAUCAACAACACGCUGAAAGCACUAUUUCCAGCAGUCGUCAGCUGGAGGAAAUCGAACGUCCCACAAGUCAACAAGCCUCUCCGAAGUUGCAAGCUUUUGACACCUCAAAGAGCGAUGGCGAUGCUAUAUGGGCAGCGGAAGACAACACGUCUGACAAGUCGGAGGAAUCUUUGAGCUCCUCCCCAAGGUCUCCAGUUUUCGGCGUCCUGUCACCCGCUAAAUCGGCAGACAGCCUUGAAAGCGAAGUUGCAACGAUACUGGCGCCGAGUUCUCCAACGUCCCAGUCGAUGCCGUCUCCAAUGCCGGAAGAAAUGCCACCGCUACCUCCACUGCCUCCACUAAGGUGGCGGACUUCGUUGUUCAUGCCAAGGGACAGCGGACUAUUCCAACGCGAGCCUCCAAGCUUGGAAGUUGGCGCUGGUGAUCAUCUCGCUUCAGCGCAUGAGCCUCCUCCACAAGUAUUGGUGGCGUCAGAGACUUCUCCAUUCCAAGCUGUAGAGUCGCCGGAGCCUCAGCCACUGGAGGAUACCAUCGACAGGAUUUCCUCACAGCCAGAAACGUUAGUCGACAAGCCACUUCCAGAUUUACACUUGCCGGAUCCGGAGCCACCUUCACAACCUUCCAGCUUCUUGUCACGGUCAAUCGACGUGGACAAUUUGGAACAACAUCCAAGCUCGCAAAGCUUGGCCAACAAAAAUAUUUCAAACGACGAUCCAGCUGAUGCCAUUCCUGUGUCUACAAUGGAUGAGUUUCGGGAAGAGGCUGAAUCGCAAGAGCCGAGUGAUCCAGAAACAUCUCCUAGGACUGUCCCGUUGACGGUGGCUGACGUACCUCCAGCGCUACUCGUUGACGACAGCCAGUCGCUCGCAGCAACAGGCUUGUCUCAUCCGGAUGACAAAACUUGUCCCGAUGCAGCAGUGCACGAAUCCUUGGUGCCACCUCCAGCCGACGACAAUGAGGUGCCUACAAUUGCAUCAGCCAGAGAAGAUUUGUCACAUCUCGACGACAGUCAACCGCUUAUGGAAGUUUCGGUGUUCGCUCCCGCUUCACCGCUCACGGAACAGCUCCCCGGUCCAGGACCUGUGGCAGAAGCUCGCGGCCUGCCAGAAUCAUCGCUCCCACCUCAAUGUCACUCGCCUACAGAUGCUAGCGAAUCUCCACAAGCUCCUUCGUCACCAAGAACUAUAGACGACUUGCGGGAAGCGUCUGUGCCACCUCAAAGCCACUCGCCAGGAACUAUCGACGACUUGCGAGAAGUGUCCGUGCCACCUCUCAGUCACUCGCCUACAGCUGCUAGAGAUUCUCCACAAGCUCCUUGGUCGCCAGGAACUAUAGACGACUUGCGGGAAGCGUCUGUGCCACCCCAAAGCCACUCGCCAGGAACUAUCGACGACUUGCGAGAAGUGUCCGUGCCACCUCUCAGUCACUCGCCUACAGCUGCUAGAGAUUCUCCACAAGCUCCUUGGUCGCCAGGAACUAUAGACGACUUGCGGGAAGCGUCUGUGCCACCUCAAAGCCACUCGCCAGGAACUAUCGACGACUUGCGAGAAGUGUCCGUGCCACCUCUCAGUUACUCGCCUACAGCUGCUAGAGAUUCUCCACAAGCUCCUUGGUCGCCAGGAACUAUAGACAACUUGCAAGAAGUGUCCGUGCCACCUCAAAGCCACUGGCCUACAGCUGCUAAAGAAUCUCCACGAGCUCCUUCGUCACCAGGAACUAUAGACGACGUGCGAGAAGUGUCCGUGCCACCUCGUAGCCCGUCCCCGACAAAGGAGUUCCCAGACGCAUCCUCGCCAGUUCAAGCUGCUCAAACUCAACCUCAGUCGCCUGUACGAACAGAAGUAUCCAUACCAUUACAGGGCCCGGAGUCGUUCACGGCGUCAAGGGACUCGCCAGAGGCACUCGUGCCACAUCCAGUAGGAGAGCAGUCGGUGGAUCCACCAGAGGUUUUGAAGUCACCUCCAUCUCGUCCUGUCGAUGACAGCCCGACACCCCCACCACUACGAGGCAAUCUGGACGAGGAGCCAGAAACUUUUCCAGCUGAUGCGCCAUCACCCUCCAGGAAAGAUUUGCCGGGUGAUGCUCUGAUACAAGCAAUCUCCGUGCAUGACAGGACCAAGCUCAAGAGGGUGCCGUCGGACGUCCCGGGUGUGCCAAAAGCUCCUGACGAACGGGAAGUUUUGCUGGAGCAAAUCCGUUCCCAGUCCUUCAACCUCCGGCACACGAUCGUAGAGAAGAAGGAAAUCAAGGAGACGACCCCGCGUCUUGUCACAAACAUUAACGUGGCUGCCAUCCUGGAGAAAGCAAACGCGAUCAGACAGUCUCUCGCGGACAGUGAAGACGAGGAAGACGAUUGGAGCGAGUGACGUUCGCUACUUUGGUAAGGCCUCCUUGUUUUAUCUGUGAAUAUGUUAUACAUAUAUGUUCUUUGGUCAAGCGCUUCCAAUUGGAAGAACUCUUGACGGAUCCAAAAUUCUAUCGCAACAUUGCAACGUUCCAAA
Messenger RNA from Selaginella moellendorffii, 3157 nucleotides. RefSeq names its product proline-rich protein 36. The record is from RefSeq and is a predicted model, not a curated record. Bases 155 to 3022 code for a protein of 955 amino acids. NCBI's taxonomy places the organism in Eukaryota, Viridiplantae, Streptophyta, Lycopodiopsida, Selaginellales, Selaginellaceae. The transcript has 4 exons.